CACUCCCCCAGCAUUGGAUGACUGAAGAGGAAGAUCAAUGCAACCAGCAGAGGAACUUUAAAGUGGAACAGGAAGAACCGGAACAUCCACAGACUAAAGAGGAAUCAGGGGAGGUCUUCAUCAGUCAGGAUGAAGAUCAGAUUGAUCUGAAGCAGGAGACUGAUACCUUGAUGGAGAUUCCUACUUAUGAGGAAGAUGAGAACAGUGAAGCAGAUCUAAACAAUCAGCAGAGGAACUUCAGAGUGGAACAUGAGGAACCAGAACCUUCACAAACUGAAGAGGAACAAGGGGAGCAACAAUUUCAACAGAUUAAAGAGGAACCAGAACCACAACAGAUUAAAGAGGAAUCAGGGGAACUCUGCAUCAGUCAAGAUGAAGAUCAGCUUGAUCUGAAGCAGGAGACUGAUACCUUGAUGGAGAUUCCUACUUUCGAGGAAGAUGAGAACAGUGAAGCAGAUCUAAACAAUCAACAGAGCUUUAAUGUAACUGAUAGUCAUGAUGGAGGAAACCAACAUGUAGAAUCAACAUCAACUACAGAUGAAGAGACAGAAUCAACAUCAACUACAGAUGAAGAGACAGACCCACAGAACAGAGAUCAGAGGAAGAGGAGGGACAGAAGUCAUGUCCAAACUGGGUCUGAUGAAAGAUAUUGUGCAUCUAAAAAAUGUGGUAAAAAGUUUAGUGGGCGGCCUCAGUUGAAAUUUCACAUGAGAACUCAAACAGGAAGGAAGACAUUUUCUUGUAAAAACUGUGAAAAAAGUUUCAGUUAUAAAUUUAAUCUCAAAACACACAUGAGAACUCACACAGGAGAGAAGCCUUUUUCUUGUAAAGAAUGUAAAAAAAGUUUUAGUCAAUUAUCUAGUCUCAAAUCACACACGAGAACUCACACAGGAGAAAAGCCUUUUUCAUGUAAAGAAUGUGAUGCAAGUUUUAGUCACAAAUAUAGUCUAGAAACACACAUGAGAACUCACACAGGAGAAAAGCCUUUUUCAUGUAAAGAAUGUGAUGCAAGUUUUAUUCACAGAUCUAGUCUCAAAACACACAUGAGAACUCACACAGGAGAAAAGCCUUUUACUUGUAAAGAAUGUGAUAAAAGUUUUAGUCACAGAUCUAGUCUCAAAUCACACAUGAGAACUCACACAGGAGAAAAGCCUUUUACUUGUAAAGAAUGUGAUAAAAGUUUUAGUCAAAUAUCUCAUCUCAAAUCACACAUGAGAACUCACACAGGAGAAAAGCCUUUUACUUGUAAAGAAUGUGAUAAAAGUUUUAGUCAAAUAUCUCAUCUCAAAUCACACAUGAGAACUCACACAGGAAAAAAGCCUUUCCCUUGCAAUAAAUGUGAUGCCAGUUUUAGUCGAAUAUCUAUUCUAAAAACACACAUGAAAACUCAUGCAGGUGAGAGAUAGUUUUUAUGGCUGAUUAAUGGCUCAGUCAUAAAUGUAAUUUAGUAAAAUACAUUAGAACUCACACAGGUGAGAAGCUUUUCUUUUUUAACGAAAACAUUUUUUUAUAAAGGAUUUACAGAAAGAUUUCAACUACGAAAACAGAAAAACAUAGAGCAGAAAACUUGUACAGUAUAUGGGAAAAUAUUGUGAAAAAGCCAUUUGGUCGUUUUUUAUUUUUUUUAUUU
Messenger RNA from Oryzias latipes (Japanese medaka), 1630 nucleotides. The record is from RefSeq and is a predicted model, not a curated record. Lineage: Eukaryota; Metazoa; Chordata; Actinopteri; Beloniformes; Adrianichthyidae.